ACAAUCAUGACAUAUCCACCAAACUAGACAGGGUUAGGAAUAAAAUAUAAACAUAAAAUAAAAUAGGUAUGCAACAAGUGAAUAUGUUUUGACCGAUCAAAUAUAUCCACGUCAGGCAUGCGCCCAGGUUUUAAGAUAUGACUAAGACGAAAACAUCACAAAGAAAUUUUGAAAAUGGAUAUACCAUACAGAAAGAUUUUUAUUUAUAUUCUCACCUUUGCCGCCUACGCUUACACGGGCAUUGGUUCUACCAUGUUAAGAAAUCUCAAGGAUGCAGUCUUGUCUGCGGAAUCAGUAUUUGGUGAUGUAUUUCGAAAUGUGAUUACGGUUGCUGAGAAAUUUAAAUCUCUUCAUGAUGUUUUUGAUGCUGCUGUAGAAGAGGAUUGCAUAUUUACAUGUCCAGAAGGACAUAAACCUGUGAGAAAUAGAAAUCAUGUGCCAAAAUCUGAUGGUUGUGGCUCGCUCGGGUUUGAAAUAUCAUCAGAUUAUUUGCCCAUUGAGCAAAUGACCAGGUGUUGUGAUGCACAUGAUAUUUGCUAUGACACCUGCAAUAGUGGUAAAGAGGCUUGUGAUUUAGAGUUCAAGAGAUGUUUAUACAAUUACUGUGAUACUUAUAAAUCUGUGAAUGUUGCCGGUGAUGCUAUUACCAAAGGUUGUAAAGGUGCAGCAAAACUACUUUUUACAGGAACUUUAACACUUGGCUGUAAGUCCUAUUUAGAUGCUCAGAAGAAAGCAUGUUAUUGUCCUCCGACCAAAAACAAAUAUAAAAAGUAUACUACUGGAAAUGAUGAACUAUAGUUUGUAGGACAAUAAUAUAUUUAAUAAUUUAUUUGUGUUGUGUUGUAUUUUUUUCUACAUAAGUAGCUGUUAAUAAUUUUCAUUAAAUAACGUAAUUGUUUGUUACUGGUAAUAAAUAAAAAAAAGAUUGAUAUCA
This is a messenger RNA of Danaus plexippus (monarch butterfly), 934 nucleotides long. RefSeq names its product group XIIA secretory phospholipase A2 (gene GXIVsPLA2). Gene Ontology annotation, biological process: arachidonate secretion; phospholipid metabolic process; lipid catabolic process. The transcript is spliced from 3 exons. The record is from RefSeq and is a predicted model, not a curated record. Bases 175 to 798 code for a protein of 207 amino acids. Gene Ontology annotation, cellular component: extracellular region. Gene Ontology annotation, molecular function: calcium ion binding; A2-type glycerophospholipase activity. Lineage: Eukaryota; Metazoa; Arthropoda; Insecta; Lepidoptera; Nymphalidae.